Myotis lucifugus (little brown bat) is the source of this 750-nucleotide messenger RNA. Its product is annotated as keratin-associated protein 10-8-like. The record is from RefSeq and is a predicted model, not a curated record. NCBI's taxonomy places the organism in Eukaryota, Metazoa, Chordata, Mammalia, Chiroptera, Vespertilionidae. Gene Ontology annotation, cellular component: keratin filament. The transcript has a single exon. Bases 1 to 750 code for a protein of 249 amino acids.
AUGGCCGCAUCUGCCCUGUCCGUCUGCUCCAGCAACCUGAGCUAUGACAGCCGCGUCUGCCUGCCCGGUUCCAGUGACUCUUGCACCAACUCCUCCUGGCAGGUGGACGACUGUCCAGAGAGCUGCUGUGAGCCCUCCUGCUGCGCCCCCAGCUGCUGUGUCCCCAGCUGCUGCCAGCCCUCCUGCUGUGUCCCCAGCUGCUGCCAGCCCACCUGCUGUGUCCCCAGCUGCUGCCAGUCCACCUGCUGUGUCCCCAGCUGCUGCCAGCCCACCUGCUGUGUCCCCAGCUGCUGCCAGCCCUCUUGUUGCACCUCCUGCCCCUGCCAGCAGGCCUGCUGUGUGCCUGUCUGCUGCAAGCCCACUUGCUGCACACCUGUCUGUUGCACACCUGUCUGCUGCAAGCCCGUGUGCUGCACAUCUGUCUGCUGCACACCUGUCUGCUGCAAGCCAGUGUGCUGUGUGCCCAUCUGCUCUGAGACCGGCCCCUGCGCAAGCUCCUCCUGCUGCCAGCCCACCUCCUGCUGCAGACCCUCCUCCUGUGUGUCCCUCAUCUGCCGCCCUGUGUGCAGGCCUGCCUGCUGUGUGCCUACCUCCUCCUGCUGUGGCCCUGCCUCCUCCUGCUGUGGCCCCACCUCCUCCUGCCAGCCCAGCUGCUGCCGCCCAUCCUCCUGCAUGUCCCUGCUCUGCCGCCCCCUGUGCUCCCGCCCGGCCUGCUGCGUCCCCACCUCGGCCCAGAAGUCCUGCUGCUGA